UUCCAAAUCACCAAACAGCCCCAUUAGAAAAAGCCCAUGAAGUCCUAAACCCUAACCCCAUCACCAAACUCUAUAAAAGCAAACGCAGAACAAAGUAAAUUCAUCGCCUUCUGCCCUAUUUUUUACCUUCAACAAAAUCACGUAGAGAAGAAAGAGUGUGGAGGAAGGUGUUUGUCAAGAUGCAGAUCUUUGUGAAAACCCUAACAGGGAAGACCAUCACCCUUGAAGUUGAAUCUAGCGACACCAUUGACAACGUCAAGACUAAGAUUCAAGACAAGGAAGGCAUUCCACCUGACCAGCAGAGGCUGAUCUUUGCUGGAAAGCAGCUUGAAGAUGGCCGCACUCUUGCUGAUUAUAACAUCCAAAAGGAGUCAACCCUUCAUCUGGUUCUGAGGCUCCGUGGUGGAAUUAUCGAGCCUUCUUUGAUGGCCCUUGCUAGGAAGUUCAAUCAAGACAAGAUGAUUUGUCGCAAAUGUUAUGCGCGCUUGCACCCUCGUGCUGUAAACUGUAGGAAGAAGAAAUGUGGCCACAGCAACCAGUUGAGGCCAAAGAAGAAGAUUAAGUAGAGCGAUCAGUUGUUUGCAGCUGAUGCCGGGCAGUGGCUUUCAUGGGGUUGGUGCUCGGACCUAGCUGUUUUACUAUGGCUCCUAGAGCAUUUAUUAGUUUAGUUAGCAUAUUUAUCUUCUAAUAAAGGCAUAUUUUCUCUAUAUAAGUGCCUUAUUUUUGUCUGGAAAUAUUUUUAUUGCCUUGAUGGAAUUUGGUUUUAUGACUUCAAACUGAAGAUUUGGGUUAUUGGACAUC
Amaranthus tricolor (Joseph's coat) is the source of this 801-nucleotide messenger RNA. RefSeq names its product ubiquitin-60S ribosomal protein L40. Gene Ontology annotation, cellular component: ribosome; cytoplasm; nucleus. The transcript is spliced from 5 exons. Bases 180 to 566 code for a protein of 128 amino acids. Gene Ontology annotation, biological process: modification-dependent protein catabolic process; translation; protein ubiquitination. Lineage: Eukaryota; Viridiplantae; Streptophyta; Magnoliopsida; Caryophyllales; Amaranthaceae. The record is from RefSeq and is a predicted model, not a curated record. Gene Ontology annotation, molecular function: structural constituent of ribosome; ubiquitin protein ligase binding; protein tag activity.